CCGAUUAGACAAUAAGCAUGGCGCCACCAAAGUCAAGGAAAAUUGUCAUAAUGGGCUUUCGUUCUGUUGGUUAGAAUGAUGUUUGGAAUACAACCCCUUGUUUGCGCUGAAUCAUGGAGUGAAAAGCGCGUAUUCUUGUAAUUUUUACGUGGCCUUUUUUCAUUUUCAGGGAAGUCCUCGAUUACCAUCCAGUUCGUGGAAGGACAGUUUGUCGAUUCUUAUGAUCCAACGAUUGAAAACAGUAAGUGCUCAUUUCAAUUUUUCUUCAUUCGGGUCGUGUGAUUGCCCUUUUAGGGGAAUUUUCUGGAAAGAAACCCCUGCAGUGAUCUGAGUUUCUAUUUUUGUCAGUACGAAAUUUAAGAUUACUUCUUUUCGUUAUAUUAAGCAUUCACCACGAAGCUAAAGCACAAUAGUCAAGAAUAUGUCUUGGAGCUGGUAGACACGGCGGGACAGGUAAACAUCAUUUUGAGGGAUUUUUUGUGGCUUCUUAAUAAAGAUUGAGCGUAUUGAAAAUUGUAAGUGUGUUUGUACAGUCCUUCCAGCUAAUUAAGCUUUGUAUAUAACUAAGUCACUUGUGCGUUCCUGCUGUCUGAUUGUAUUUUCAAACUGUUAUUGUCAAGGUGAAUCAGUAAAAUGUUAUUUUUUACAUUUUCAUGCACAUUGUGCUGUUGAGGUUUUUCAAUGGUGGUGGUUUCAAUUUGGCCUUGACCCUGACAUAUCUUCAAGAAUAAGAAUCUUAAGCUUGCUCUCUGCAAUGAUUUAUUUAUAGUACAUUUACAGUUGUCAAUGUUCAGCUCUUGUUAUUAGUGCUAGCCCUAUAUUCAAAUAUUGGGUACAAGGUUCAUGAUAAAAAAAUAUAUAUUUCAUUUUUGUGAUAACUCUCCCUGACUUUGUACUUUGUACAUAAUUCUUGCCACACACUUUUAGUCUCUGAGAAGGCAGAGAUCCCAAUCCAUUAAUCCAUGGAUUUUGUAGUCGGGGGUUCGAAUGAAAUUUAUGUAUAAUAAAAUUAAGUACAGAGGAAUGGAUACUUUAAUUAUUAUUACUUUUAUUAAAAUACUAAGAAUGGAAUGAUUUAUUGGUAGAGUGAAGGUUGUAUUAUCUUUCCAAGAUUUUAAUCUAAGACAGACAAGCUUUUGUUUAACUUAAACUUUUUUGAUUUACAGUAAUAAAUUCUUUCAUGGUCAUUACCACAAAGGCAUUUGUUUUUGCAUUAAAUCAAACUGGAAGAAAACUUCACCCAAAAGAAACCAUACAUUUUGGAGUUUAAGCACGUAUGAUAGCAAUGGUAGCAAAACCAUCACUUGAAAAAUUAGUUCAUGCAGUUUUAAACUUCAUCUUAAUGGCUUCACCUGAUCCCUGAAUUUGUUAAAUGGCGGCAAAUUUUCUAAAGGACUGUAGCUUAGUUUAGAAAGGGUAAAAGAAAAUAAUUUUUGUCUUGUAAGUUCCACAUCUGUCAUAAAACGUGAAAAUGGGAAGUUUCACGUCAUAGUUGUAAACAAAAAAGUGUGAUGCAACAAGUUGUUGUGUUGCUGAUUAAACCUAUUGCUUUUUUGAUCUAAAAAGGUUUGAGUUGUCAGAAGAUUGAGUAGUAAACUGGAGGAUUGGAACUAUUAAUGGCUACAGUUAGGCCCAUCCACACAAAUCUGGAUAUUCUUGAAACUGCAUAUGUUUUUAAACAAAUCUGUGAGCUUUUCGUCCACACAAAACCAGUGAAUCUGCUCACUGAAAUGACAUCUUUUUUAAACUGCUCCCCAGAGUGGUUUGUGAACCCAUCCACACAAAUCCAGUUGAAAAAAUACGUGGUUUCAAACAUGUCUGGAUUUGUGAGGAUGAGACCUUAGUGAAAAAACUCAAUGAAAUGUGAAUUAUUGUAAUGUUUGAUACCUUUUGUUUUUAUCUUCAGGAUGAAUACUCAAUCUUUCCUCAGUCAUAUUCAGUUGGAAUACAUGGUUAUGUACUUGUGUAUGCAGUGACAUCUGCAAAAAGGUAGCAUCAGCAUUCAUGUGCAGCUGUUAAGUCAUGUAUAGUGGUUAUUUGAGUUGGAGGAUCUUUGCCCAAAUUGUUAUUGCCAUCAAGCAUCAUAAUAGUAAUUUAAAUGAAUCAAACUUAAAUAGGCUGGCCCAUGUGGAAUGACGUGUGAUUCUUCAGGAUGGCCAGUGUGCCAAACCAGCACCAGCAAAGUGUUUUGCUCGCUGCUCAUAAUUAUGUACCCUCUUUAAACAUGUAGCUGCAGGCUGCAUUGCUUCAUUUACUAGCUGCAAAAGAGUCACCUCAGCCAACUGAGGCAGCCUGUUAAACUGGGCCAGCCUGGCUUAUGUUAUGAUCCCCCAAACUACAUAGAUAAUUUAUAUAUUACCAUAAUUUAAAAUUCAGUUAUUAUUCAAGAGGGCUCAAUAAACCAUUUAUUUCUUUUUUAUCUUAUUUUUACGUUUUUAUUUUUUUUUUCUGUAGCUUUGAAGUUGUAAAAGUUAUUCAUGAAAAAUUGCUGGACAUGUCAGGCCAAAAUUAGUAAGUAUUUCCAUAUUUUACUAAGGGAACAUUUUUGUAAAAUGUACAGUAUUUCCAAAUCAAUAUUAUUACCAGAUUUUUUAGAUCAAACACAAAUACAUUUAUUGUAUUCACAAAUUAAUAAUAAUGCAACUUACAAUAUUAUAAUAUGUACACAUCUGUUCAGUGGAGUUAACAAAAUGUCAUGUGCAAAAAGUUGUUUGUUUUGCUUAGAAAAUCACUCUUCUUUGCUAUUCACAACAUUUCAUUUAAGUAAAAAAGUAAAUUUUUUAGUAGCUAGUUAAACUACUAGGCUUGCAGCGUAAGGCUAGUGCAAUACUUUUGGUAGCCAUAAUUUGAGGAAUAUACCUAAUUCAAGAUUCAACGCUUUGGCAAUUAGUCAUCAGCAAUUGGGCUUUAGGCAAUUUGGGCAUAAUAAUAAUGAUUUGCUUUCAGAAUGACCACCAAACAAUAGAUUCCAGAGCGCAAUUACCAGUGGCCAAAGCAACCUGUAUUAAAUCAGCAAUAUACAGGUCAUGUGUAGAAAAACAUUUUUUGUAAAUUCAAUUUCCAGCUUCCCAUGUAGAAGUCAAAUGUCUUUAUAGUAAUAAUACUAGCUUGCCUGAAGUCUCGAUAACACCACUCUCAACUUGACUUUUUUUCGUAGUGUGCCAAUGGUUCUUGUAGGAAACAAGACAGAUCUACACUUGGAGAGGUAAACACUUCAAACCCCAAUUUUAUUUUUCUUUGGGUUUUGGGAAGGAACAAAAGAAUUGUAGGAUGGGCUGUGGGCACCUAAAUCACUAUGUAUUUAGUUUGUUAUCUGAAAAUCUUGCUCAGCCUUGAUCUGCAACCCCCCCCCCCCCUCCCCCCUUCCCCCCUUUCUCAUGGGCCUCCAACCCUUACCAGUGAUAGUAACCUCUAGGCUCAAUUUCUGCCUUUCUCUGUCUUUUUGGGGAGGAAUGCGGGCUCAUUUCCUGAACAGCCGCUGGUAAUCGAGCCUAUAAAGUAACCUCAUGCUUUGUGAUGGUAUACAGUGUACAUACACAGAGGGUUACUCAGACUUAAGAAGGUUAAAAUAAUGAUCCUGGCAGUUGAAGUCUAUUUGACCUUUAUGACUCUGGUACUUCCAUUGUAGGGUUGUUACUUACAAAACAGGAAAAUCACUGGCUGACUCUUGGAAAGCAGCAUUCUUUGAAUCAUCUGCCAAGGAAAAUAGUGUAAGUGAACUUGGACACAUCCUGUUUCUGUUACCCAAGAAUUGACAUUUGGACAGCAGUCACUUACUGACCACUCUUCAAGCCAUUAUGUACAAUUUUUUGCCAUUAGUUCAAGUUUUAGUUUGCCUUAUUUCACUGUAUGAUAAUGUAUGGUAAUCAUUAAGAAACAAACCAAGAUACAAAAUAAUGUAAGCAUAUUUCCCAAUAAUAAUGAAGACUCAGCGUUACACUUGUCAACAUUUCAUGUAAAUUGCUUGGCAAAAUUCACCGAAAAAGUGGGUACAUGUCAAUUGCCUGUGGAUUUAGGUACCUGUAUGUUAUGUGAUGUACUUAACUUUGUGUUUCUUUUUUUCUUCUUUUUUUUACACAGAGUGUGCAAGAAAUUUUCCAGACCCUUAUAAAAGAAAUAGAAAAUCAUGAUCAAGAUGGAAAUAUAGACAAAAAGGAGGACUGUACAAUAUUAUGACAUGCAUGCAUAUUUUAUGCCAGCAAGGAGAUUGUCAAAUCUAUUUUGUGAUACAGCUUUCUUCACUCCACUCUCUUUAUUUGCUAGAGACACUUUCAAUUUGUGCUACAUAAUCAAUUUAGACAGCCAUAUAUGCUAUUACCACAGAACCCGUUUCUGGUUCUCUUUAGAUUCGACAUCUGAUCAAUGAAUUCUCUCAAACUUCUCAAAAGAUGUUUUCCUAAUAUAUGACCUAUCAGAGUGUACAGGAAUUCACCUCUGGCCUCCUUGAACUCCCAUUGUUUCAAGAACAUUUUUAUAUCUCUAGAGUUUCCCACUAAUGGGUGUACUGUACAUUGUAAUUUUUGAUAAUGGGCUUAUGCAAUCAAGAUUAAAGUCAAGAAAACCAAUUUCUUGGGGAGAACUGCAUGAUCACACCAGUUAAAUUUAUGGUCAUAGCAUACCCAGAUCUCCCUCAGCAUCAAAGACAAGAAGUGAACUUUACAUGAAACUUAUGUAAAACAAUCCUCCUGAAUUAAACUCUUGAGCAGUUCAACAUAAUGUAAAGGAAAUUUUAAAGCAAGAGUCUCCCUUGUAGUCAUUUUUUAAU
This is a messenger RNA of Porites evermanni, 4765 nucleotides long. Lineage: Eukaryota; Metazoa; Cnidaria; Anthozoa; Scleractinia; Poritidae. The record is from the annotation of a GenBank genome assembly.